AUGAUGCCGGGGCUGGGCCUGCCGUUGACAGCGGACAUAGUGGCGAUAGCGCUGGUGUACUUUGUGCAGGGCGUGCUGGGGCUUGCCCGCCUGGCUGUCAGCUUCUUUCUCAAGGACGAGUUUGGGCUCGACCCUGCUGAGGUGCGCAUACGGCGCUUCUGUCUGGGCUCUCAACACUGCCAUGGCUCAUCAAGCCUCUCUACGGCUUCCUCAGGUGGGUCAUGCCACGGGCCCUGCGCCAUGCCACGGGCCCUGCGCCAUGCCCCGGGCCCUGCGCCAUGCCACGGGCCCUGCGCCAUGCCACGGGCCCUGCGCCAUGCCACGGGCCCUGCGCCAUGCCACGGGCCCUGCGCCAUGCCACGGGCCCUGCGCCAUGCCACGGGCCCUGCGCCAUGCCACCUGCGCCAUGCCACCUGCGCCAUGCCACCUGCGCCAUGCCACCUGCGCCAUGCCACCUGCGCCAUGCCACCUGCGCCAUGCCACCUGCGCCAUGCCACCUGCGCCAUGCCACCUGCGCCAUGCCACCUGCGCCUUGCCAUCUGCGCCAUGCCACCUGCGCCAUGCCACCUGCGCCAUGCCACCUGCGCCAUGCCACCUGCGCCAUGCCACCUGCGCCAUGCCACCUGCGCCAUGCCACCUGCUCCAUGCCACCUGCGCCAUGCCACCUGCGCCAUGCCACCUGCGCCAUGCCACGUGCGCCAUGCCACCUGCGCCAUGCCACGUGCGCCAUGCCACGUGCGCCAUGCCACCUGCGCCAUGCCAUCUGCGCCAUGCCACCUGCACCAUGCCAUCUGCGCCAUGCCACCUGCACCAUGCCAUCUGCGCCAUGCCAUCUGCACCAUUGUUACUGCACCUUCCAACCACCACCUUCCAACCGCCACCUUUCUGCCCUGUUGCAAGUCUUUUCCCGCACACCACCACCACCUCACACAUUCUCCUCCCCCUUCCUCCUCUAGAUGCCCCUCAGUAUCCAUGAUCUCGAAACGUCGCUCCCUUUUUCUUAUCCUCAAUCACUUCCUCUUUCCCACUCAUUGCUUCUCCUCCCCCCUCACCUUCCAACCCCCACCUAGCGACCCCCCCCCCCCCCUGUUCGGCUCGCGCCGCCGCUCCUACCUCAUUCUCUGCGGCUUCGUGGGCGCCUCUGCAUGGGCCCUCCUGGCCACGCUCGUGCACGACAAUGACGGCUUCCCCCUGUUCGGUUCCCGCCGCCGCUCCUACCUCAUUCUCUGCGGCUUCGUGGGUGCCUCUGCAUGGGCCCUCCUCGCGACAAUAGUCCACGACAAGUACUCCACCGUCGCCAUGAUCCUGCUCUCCUCGCUCUCGGUCGCCGUGUCUGAUGUGGUGGUGGACUCGCUCGUGGUGGAGCGAGCCAGGGGCGAGGACCAGAGCAUGGCUGGGUCGCUGCAGUCGCUCUGCUGGGGGUCCAGUGCGGUUGGAGGGAUUGUGAGCGCGUAUUGGAGCGGUAGCCUGGUGGAGAUGUACGGCACGAGGUUUGUGUUUGCCCUUGGUCACAUGAGUCAGAGUGAACGAGUGGGGGAGGGGAGAGUGGGGAUGGGAGGGUUGGAUGGAGGAAGGGACAUUGGGGAAGCGGUUAAGGAACGAGGUGGAGGGGGAUCAAGGGGUUCGACAGAUGGGGGUGCGGUGGGGAUGGCCAUGGAUGUGCGCGCACAGGCGUUAUACCUAUGGGCCACUAUCCGGCAACCCAGCAUCCUCAUGCCCACGCUCUUCAUCUUCCUCUGGCAGAUAACGCCUUCCUCAGAUACCGCCAUGUUCUUCUUCACCACAAACAAGCUGGGCUUUGGACCAGAGUUCCUAGGGCGGGUGCGGCUGGUGACAUCAGUGGCGUCGCUGGUGGGUGUGGGCGUGUACAACUUCUGGCUCAAGCAUGUGCCACUGCAGCGCAUCUUCCUCUGGAGCAACCUGCUCGGCACUGCCCUCGGCUGCACGCAGUUGCUGCUGGUGACGGGAGUGAAUCGCACGCUGGGCAUCAGCGACCACUACUUUGCCCUGGGGGACAGCCUCAUCCUCACUGUCCUCGGCCAGGUCUCCUUCAUGCCCAUCCUUGUGCUUGCGGCUCGUCUCUGCCCUCCUGGAAUCGAGGCCACAUUGUUUGCCGCCUUGAUGUCAGUCAACAACGGGGCGUAUGUUCUAAGCGGGUUGCUCGGGGCUGCUCUUACGGAGAUGCUUGGAGUCACAAGCACGAAUUUCCAUAACCUUGCCUUGCUUGUUCUACUGUGCAAUCUCUCGUCUCUGCUUGCGUUGCCGUUCCUGCGCUUGCUUCCCUCAUUGGAAGAGGUGGAAGCGGCGGUGGCAAGGCUUCAAGAGGAUAUCGAAGCAGGAAAAGAAGCAUGA
Molecule: messenger RNA, 2352 nt
Organism: Closterium sp. NIES-65
Lineage: Eukaryota; Viridiplantae; Streptophyta; Zygnematophyceae; Desmidiales; Closteriaceae
Source: the annotation of a GenBank genome assembly